Adelges cooleyi (spruce gall adelgid) is the source of this 2490-nucleotide messenger RNA. RefSeq names its product conserved oligomeric Golgi complex subunit 4 (gene Cog4). The record is from RefSeq and is a predicted model, not a curated record. Bases 1 to 2280 code for a protein of 759 amino acids. The transcript has 2 exons. NCBI's taxonomy places the organism in Eukaryota, Metazoa, Arthropoda, Insecta, Hemiptera, Adelgidae.
AUGCCAGCAAGCCGCAAGCCCGUAAGGCAGGGGCCGUCGUUAAUUGUAUGUUUGUUGAUAAUAAUUGUCAAUCGGCGUUCAGUGAAGACAACGAUAGUAAAUUUUUACCUCGGCGGGUUAUCAAUGUCGAGUAAUGAAGAAUAUAUUGCUCCUGACGAAGUCAAGAACGCAUUGGCUUUGCUGGACAAGGAAGAAGUUUCUUCGAAAAAGCGACUGUUAACGUUUUCUAAUCAAUGGCACAGUGUUAUUAAAGAGAUAGAUUCUGUAAACCAACAGUUCUCGUCGCUUGACUCGAUAAAAAGUAACUUGUGUCAAAUAGAAACGAGGAUUCAAGACUCUUCUAAGCUCGCUGAAGAUAUAUCAUCUAAGGUACGACAAUUAGAUAAAAUUCGUGGACGCGUUUCAGAAUGUCAAAAGCGUGUUCAAGAUUUAUUAGAUCUUCAGUUGUGCAGUGAAGGCGUUCAGAUUGCAAUGAAAAAUGAUGAGUUGGAAAAAGCAGCUGCGCAUGUUCACCGAUAUCUUUCUAUCGACCAAACUAAAUUACAACGUACAGCUGAUGAUAUGGCACAAGAUUGCUCUAUGAUAACUAGCUCGCUGAAACACUUACAAAACGCUACUGAUCAUCUUCAAAAUACCGUAUCGAAACGGUUUGAUCAGGCAUCAUUAAUACAAGACCAAAAGUCCAUUGAAAGGUAUUUCAAAAUUUUUCCUUUACUGGGCAUGCACGAUGUGGGCUUAUCGAAAUUUGUUGCGUAUCUAGGUAGAAUAUUAAAAAAUACUGCAGACAAAAGUUUAAAAAAUGUAAUUGAUACUUCAAUUUCAAGUAAUCGAGCUAGUAUAGUUUUUGCUGAUGGCUUAACGUUUCUUUUUGAAGAGGUAGCCAAAACGAUUGAGGUACAGCAACCUUUAAUAGAAACCCACUACGGUCCCGAUUAUAUAGUUCAGUUCAUGUCUCAAUUACAAGUGCAUUGCGAUACGUUUAGUAAUGAUAUUUUGACUGCAUUUCUCAAGACACGAAAAGUAAAAGAAUUAUUAAAAACAAUGUGGGAUGAAUCGGAUCCAAACAUUGAAAAACCAGACUCCAAAGAUAUCGACUUGUUAAUUGAAGAAAUUGUGUUAAUUUUGGCACGGUAUGAUUUAUAUGCUAAAUUUGUGAAUAAACACAUCAAUGUCGAAUUGGAAUCAAAAUCAUCGACCGCUAAGUCGUUUUUAAUUAACAGUAAGUUGUGUUGUUCUAUACAAGAGUUAAUGGGCAGGUAUUUGGAAUUUGAAAGAUACUACAUGGAGGAGAGUAUUAAAAAAGCUAUUUUGAUGGACACUUUAGAAGGAGACGAGGCGUUAACUUCUAGUAUGGUAGACGAUGUGUUUUUUAUUAUUCGUAAAUGUGUAAUGCGUUCAUUAAGAUCAGGAAGUUUGGACUUGUUGUGUGCCGUCAUAAAUAACGCCAUUAACGCUUUAGAAACAGACUUGUGUACGUUUUUUAGCCAAGUGUUAAAUUCCGGUUACCCCGGUUCGGGAUAUUUCAAUAGGUUUACCCCAGACUUGGAAAAAAUCAGGCAAACAUUCUUGGCUUCAUUGAACAACACCGAAGUUGCAAUUGAAUAUUCCAGAUCAUUAGCACAAACGUUUAAAGAAGAAAUACCGCUUAAGUUGAAAGACUGUAAUAUGGAAAAACUGGACAGUUGUCUUAGUGAUUUUUCAAGAGUCAAUACGCUAUUAGUGACUGCAAAUAAAAAUGGAUUUAAGCAGCUACAAAAUUCCCUUAUUGAACCGAAAAUACAAGCAUGGGUCGAACAAUUUUACGAAUACAGUUACAAAAUGAGUGAAUCUGAGUUUUCUCAGAUGGAAGCCGAUAAUCCUUUUGUACAAAAUAUAAUACUUCAGGUGGACAACAUCUUUAAGGAGUUCAAGAAUAAAUUGACCUCUAACAAUUAUGACGUUUUUGUUGUGGCAAUCGCCAUAGAGACAUCUGUACAAUUAGAAAAGGUUAUAAUGAAAACAGAGUUUAACCGUUUGGGUGGCAUGUCAUUAGACAAAGUGGUAAGAACACUCAUCAAUUACUUCAGCGGUGCUAGUGCAUGGCCCGUUAGAGAAAAAUUCUCUAGGUUAGUCCAGGUAACAACUGUGCUAAACUUGGAACAAGUGUCUGAUUUAAAUGAAUUUUUGAGUCCAGACAGCGGAAUGUGUUUUGCGUGGAAACUAACUCCAGAUAACAUACGACAGAUUUUAAAACUACGAUUCGACUUUAGAGAAGAAGACAUUAGGAAAAUAAAACUAUAAAAUGUGUCCUUGUUUAUUGAUAUAGCUGUUAAAUGUAUACUGUUUUAUUUGUAUAAACUAUUGUGUGAUUAAAUUAUUUAAUCGGUUUCUUAAACUUGUUUUUAGCCCUAAAAAUGUUGCAAUUUUAUAUCUGGUACCUAUUUAUUUUUUUAGUUAAUAUUAUUUUAGAUUAUAAAAUAUAUUGUAUAAUAUCUUCCAGGUUUAUUUUAU